AUGGCCUUAAGACUGUUUGAAGAAAAAGAACAUGUUGCUGCCUACAUGCAGUACAGAGUAGAGAAUCCUCAAGAAGUGAUCAACAGGAUGAUGGACUUCAUGAAACCAAAGGUGCAACAGAAGUUCAGCCUUGCAGUGGAUGUUGGAUGUGGUAAUGGUAAAGGGACCAUGCUGUUGGCCCCCUUCUUCGACCAGGUUGUUGCGACAGAUGUGAGCCCCGCCCAGCUGGAAAUGGCGCAGGCCAAUAGCCUUUGCUCAAACAUUACUUACAGGCAGUGUCCUGCAGAAGAACUCCCAUUCGAGUCGAGUCAGGUCGACCUUGUGACGGCCAUGAUGGCAGCCCACUGGUUUGACCGCCCGCGCUUCCUGAAGGAGGUCGACCGCGUGCUGAAGCCCAGUGGCUGCCUAGCCCUGCUAGGUUUCCCGAUGGACAUGGAGCUGGAGUAUGGCACUGCCACAAGUGCACUUAACAACAUCUGUGAAGAGUUUUAUGCAGCUCUGCGACCCUUCACAAACCCUUGUCAGGGGUCCUCCUUGUCAAAGAUCUACUUGGACAUGUUUGAGUCCUGCACCUAUCCGGACAAAGAGUGGAAUGACUGUCUAAGAGUUACCACCAUGGUGACGGUAAACUCUUUCAUCGGCAUGGUAGAGACUGCCACCGGGUACCAGAAACUGAAGCACCUGGACGCCACUGAGGCCAAACGCCUUUCUGACGACAUCAGGAACAAGCUAAUGGCCGCCAUGCAGGUGUCCUCAGCAGACACGGAGCUCACCAUGGUGAUCAAGUAUUUCUACAUGUUUGCACGCAAACCUUGAUCCUUCCAACUGGCCCAAAGACCGACAAGCGAAGGGUCUCUCUGGCGCAACAGAAGUUCAACCUUGCCG
Molecule: messenger RNA, 885 nt
Organism: Dunckerocampus dactyliophorus (ringed pipefish)
Lineage: Eukaryota; Metazoa; Chordata; Actinopteri; Syngnathiformes; Syngnathidae
Exons: 7
Coding region: 1-816 (271 amino acids)
Molecular function (GO): S-adenosylmethionine-dependent methyltransferase activity
Source: RefSeq, a predicted model, not a curated record